AUGCCCGCCUCAAGCUCAACCGCGAGCAAACCACGCUCCUCCGGCCCAUCAGGUCUAACAAGAGCCUACCUAUUCGCCUACAACACCACAAAUCUCCUAACAUGGAGUUUCUGCGUCCUAUACACAAUCUCCCUCUUAGCCCCUGCCCUCCCAAACAACCUACACACCAUCUUCCCUCAAACAUUCACCCCCUACCUCCUCGGUACCCAAUCGCUCGCCAUCCUAGAAGUCCUCCACAGUCUGACAGGUCUUGUCCGCGCCCCCUUCCUCACAACAGCAAUGCAAGUUGCUAGUCGUCUCCUCCUCGUCUGGGGCAUUAUGGUUCCCUUCGGCGGACAGAUUGUAGGCGGAAACACUACUCAGCUGGGCGACUAUGCGUAUCUAGGUUGUGUUAGCGCGUGGGGAAUCACAGAAAUAAUUCGUUAUGGGUUCUUCGCUAUUACGCUUUCUGGGAAUCAGGUUCCGAAGUUCUGGACUUGGUUAAGGUAUAAUACCUUCUAUGUGUUAUAUCCUGUUGGUAUCUCGAGCGAGUGUGCGCUUGUUUACCUUUCGCUUGGUGUGGCUGGGGAUGUUAGUCCGUUGCUUUACUGGGGUCUUGUUGCUGUGUUGGCUAUUUAUGUACCUGGUUCUUAUAUCCUUUACACGCAUAUGAUUGCUCAGCGCCGAAAGGUUAUGCGGGGUAAGCAACGUGCUGAUUAG
Messenger RNA from Penicillium angulare, 699 nucleotides. Its product is annotated as protein tyrosine phosphatase-like domain-containing protein. Gene Ontology annotation, biological process: very long-chain fatty acid biosynthetic process; sphingolipid biosynthetic process; fatty acid elongation. Gene Ontology annotation, cellular component: endoplasmic reticulum membrane. Gene Ontology annotation, molecular function: 3-hydroxyacyl-CoA dehydratase activity. The transcript has 2 exons. Bases 1 to 699 code for a protein of 232 amino acids. NCBI's taxonomy places the organism in Eukaryota, Fungi, Ascomycota, Eurotiomycetes, Eurotiales, Aspergillaceae. The record is from RefSeq and is a predicted model, not a curated record.